CUGGGACUGGGCCCACUGGGGUGACCGGCUAUUUACUACCUUACGGACUUAAAUACGGCUUUACGUCUUACUGAGGAGAAUUUUUAGAUCUUUUUAUUGCAAUCUUUUUAUAUUUGACCUUGGAUCCUAUGCUAUACGGAAUCAUAGCUUCUUAGUUCUGAGUUAGUUACACACACGCCAAAAGUAACAAGCCUAUAAUAAUUAUGAAGUUUGCAGCGGCCAUAGUAUCCGCCUUUGUAGGAUCCUCCAUCGCGGGUAAUAUUCUCGUGAAGGUGAACUCCUACACUACUUCGAGAUGUGACUGUGAUGUUGGAACCUUCGAGUGCAACCAGCCCAGUUUAACGUCACCGCAGUGCCAGGGUGGAUGUGCAAGUGGAGGUGCCUGGUGCAACCCUUUCCUGCAUGUGUGCAUCGGAACUAAGCCCUCUGGCAGUUGUCCCGAGGUUAAUGACGCUGUCGCGUGCGAUUUGUACAACUCAGCUACCGAUGUGCUGGAAGACGUUCUCACCGCCGACUUUGACUUCUUUGUCAACAUUACGGCCGAUAGCGAUAUACCCAAAGACAUCUUCAUGAAGAUCAGUCCAUUCCACGAUCACGAGGGUGCACCCGAGGCUCUAGGUCAGCCCUCUGUGCAGUGCUUCUCGUUCGACGAUUUCCAGUCAUGGCAGAUAUUUGAUGCACCAGCAGUGGAUGCACUGGUGAAGCUGACAUGCCCUUACGGCUUCUACGGCGGCGAUUGUCAGAUCGCCUGCGAGCCUACCAGUCCCAACAUGUACUGUAACGGUAAAGGUGAACUGAGAUGCAACCCCGGAUUUGGGGGUGAGGACUGCUCAAUAGGGUGCCGUAAUUCUACUAAUGUCUACUGUGAUAGCGCGACUGGGGAAGAUAUCUGUCGCGAAGGUUUCCAUGUUCUGCCAGAUUGCUUAGUUGUUUGCAAAGAAUCAGAGGCGUACUCCUGUGAUAUCGAUGGAAACAAGGUUUGUCACGCUGGUUUUUUUGGCGAUGAGUGUGAUAAAGAGUGCACACAGACCGAAUCGACCACCUGCGAUAAGAAUGGUGAUUUGCUGUGCAAGGCAAACUACUACACAGAGGAUUGCAGCGUGAAGUGCGUCUCUGGCCCAUCUCAUGUGUGCGAUGUCAAGACAGGGCAGAAGGUAUGCAUGAUCGGUUAUGUCGCUAACGACGACCUAUGUUCUUGUGCGCCCGACAACGUGGGAUGUGUAGAGACCGAUUUCAGAGACGCAGCCAUCACUGAGUUGAGCAACGACUCCAUAUCAUCCGGCGGAUCAAUGUCCGCCGGGGCAAUUGUGGGUAUCGUCUUUGGCGUUCUGAUUGCGAUCGCACUAAUAUUUGCGCUUGUAUGCUGUUGCAAGCGCAAGAGAGAAAAGGCCCAGAAGAAGCAGAAAGCCAUGACUCAUGCCCCCCCCGUGAUGGCACGUGCAUAGGUAUAACAUGUUUCGAAAUGCUGGCGAUGGUCUACUCGGUUGUAGACUGUUUAUACAUACCAUUUGUACUAUAUGUCGAUUCGCUCCUACCCACCCAACACACAUACCCGCAGGUAAAUUUGGUCCCGUUACCACUCUGCAUAUUUGUGAUCUUGCUAUAUAUUGACGAGAAAUAUAGCGAGCUAAGCAGAUCCAUAUUCUAAUCGCGCGCCUUUGAAUAAAGUAGAGAAAAACAUAACGGUCCCUUCGGCUACCGCCGCCACACGAACUGGGAUACCAUCACACAAUUCCCUGGUUUGCUUUAGGAAGUCACGCGAGACGGAAUCCUCGUUGUAUCUGCGUGUAUUGUUGUUGGAAGUGUGAAAUUUUAAAUGUGAGAAACAGCUGAGAAAUACGCGGAUGCAGUGCCUUCUAUCAUGCCCUAUAUCUAUGCUCAUUGUUCAGACUAACUACGAUGGAGUAGAGCUCCCCAUAAUAAAUCAAUAUAUUCC
This is a messenger RNA of Sphaeroforma arctica JP610, 1936 nucleotides long. RefSeq lists its product as hypothetical. Lineage: Eukaryota; Ichthyosporea; Ichthyophonida. The record is from RefSeq and is a predicted model, not a curated record. Gene Ontology annotation, molecular function: scavenger receptor activity. The transcript has a single exon. Bases 204 to 1445 code for a protein of 413 amino acids.